This is a messenger RNA of Drosophila grimshawi, 928 nucleotides long. Its product is annotated as ankyrin repeat and LEM domain-containing protein 1. Bases 132 to 869 code for a protein of 245 amino acids. The transcript has a single exon. Gene Ontology annotation, molecular function: endonuclease activity. Lineage: Eukaryota; Metazoa; Arthropoda; Insecta; Diptera; Drosophilidae. The record is from RefSeq and is a predicted model, not a curated record.
ACCCGCUUUGAUCCCAUUUUAAUUAAAUCUUUAUCUCUGGGUCGAAAAACUCAGUUUUUUGUGAGUUAUGUGCUCGAUAUUCAAUGUUAAAGUUUACUUUUACUUCUUUUUAAAUAAAACUCGCGUUUGCCAUGUCCAAAUUGUUUGUGGUAGCCCUGACCAUGUUCAGCGGCCGGCCACUGUCCCAAUUUCGCGGCCUUAAGUAUUCUCUGGGUGUACUACAUAUGCCACGUACAAAUUUCUCAGCGGAGCUGCAGCAUACGCUCCAGUCGGAGCAUAGCUUUGUGAGCAUCAUCAAAACACACUCGAGCCUAGUCCGCAGGCAUAGGAGGUGGCACUGCCGGCACGAUUCGAGCAAGCGGCAUUUCUUUAACUACUUGCUGUUGGAUCCGCGCAUAACCAAUGGACUGAAGAGACGGGCAAGUGGCAUGCACCAGCUCGAUGUGUGGCUGACCUUUCUACGCUCCAUUUUCUAUGUGGGCAAGGGGAAGUCCUCGCGUCCCUAUGUCCAUUUGCGGCAGGCGCAUAAAGUGAUGCAAUCAGUUGAUCGUCAUGUGCUGGCAAAAGAUCCAAAGAUCGCCCUCAUUGUGCAUCUGUGGCAGCAGAAGCGUGGCGUUCAAUUGCUGCGUUGUUUUCACGGCAUCUCCUCGCAUGAUGCACACACCCGCGAGGCCGCAAUGAUCGAUGCCCUGGGCAUGAAUCAUUUGACCAACAGGCGAGUGGGUAUCUACUUUGGUGUGGCGCACAAAAAAUUCACAAUGCAGCAGCGCAGGCUGCUCGGAGUCGUGUUGCUCUACAGGCUGCUUUCGCUCUACCUGAGGCAUGAGGAGCGUGAACUACAGCCCGAGAGUGUUGUCCAAAUCCAUUAGAAGUGUAUGAAUAAUUGGACUCUUUUUAAUUUUAAUAAUAUCGGUGUAGCUUUAAACUA